GGAAAAGUUACGUUCGAACCGUCAGUCUGUAGAUUUAGAAACGCAUGUCCAACAGUCAGAUCAGAUACCAUAGCAAGAUGGAAUACUCACCAGUCGACGAAGCAGAACGAAUCUUCCACUUCAUCUGCAGCAAAGCAUCGCAGCUCGGUCUACCGGAUAUCAAAUACAAUGCAGUCUUUACCACCAUCCACAACAUCAUCUACUAUCCCAUCCCGUACAAAGUAACAGAAACCCUCGCCGCACUGAAAGGCAUAGAAGGAUGUAUAGCAUCCGCAAUCGCCAAUCUACAGCACCCACCAGAAGACAAUCAACGCACCGUGACUGUCAACCUCGAAAAAGCAACCAUAUUCGGCUUCCAGGCCAUCAUGGCCAAGGUGGAUGGUUCAUCCCAUGGCCAUCCUGACGUCAAAGCAAAGCUCAAAAAUACAGAUCUGCACGCUGCUCAAUCGAAUAUAUAUCGUCGGAUGGCGGUGAAUCUGUAUCAGACCAAGAACGAAGGGGAGUAUUUCCAUCUUCAUGGAUCGCUGGAUCCAUCUGCUACGCUGGAGAUGGUUGGGUUGCAAAGUCAUCGGCUGGAUUUGACGGAUGUUGAAGAGAUAUAUGCGUUGAUUCAGAGUCAUGUGCGACGAUAUAGUGCCGAGGAGUUGGAGGUGAUGAAUUCAGAUCGACGACAGGCGGGGGUGACUGCGUAUAAAUAUGAGGAUUUUAUCAAAACUCCGCAUGGCGCUGCCAAUAUCCACGAACCCUGGUGGUCAGUUUCUUCCAUCGAAACCAAAACACCACCAACUCCCUUUCCAUCAAACAGUCGAAGAAUCCUCCAAGGCAUCAAAGUCCUCGAACUCUGCCGUGUCAUCGCAGGCCCAAUCAUUGGACGAACACUUGCAGAAUACGGAGCAGACGUGCUGAAGAUCACAAGUCCUAAUCUCCCUGAUGUGCCGUUCUUUCAAGUCGAUGGGAAUAUGAGUAAACACACUGCAGAUCUUGACUUGAAGACAGACGAAGGAAGACGUCAAUUUGAAGUUCUGCUAAUGGAUGCCGAUGUGGUUAUUGAUGGAUAUCGACCAGGUGCACUGGAUAAGUUGGGAUAUAGCAUUGAUAACCUAACGGAACUGGCUGAAAGACGUGGAAAAGGAAUUGUCUAUGUCAGUGAGAACUGCUUUGGAUAUAGAGGCGAAUGGGCAGACCGUCCUGGCUGGCAACAGAUAGCAGAUUGCUUAACAGGAUUUGCCUGGUCCCAAGGCGCUUUCAUGAAGAAAUCCACUCCAAUCGUCUCUCCAUUCCCGAUAGCAGAUUAUGGCGCUGGCUGUAUGGGCACAAUCGCAGCUCUGACUGGUCUCUACAACCGGGCCAAAUACGGCGGCUCAUAUCACGGAAAAAGCUCACUGAUGCAGUUUAAUUUACUCCUCUUUGCCUGUGAGAAAUAUCCCGAGGCUAUUCUGAAUGAACUGCGGGAUGCACAGCCAGCAGAGUUCUUUGAACUGCGGUAUAGCGAUGGUGUUCAUCGGAGUUGUGCGUUGGCUUUGGAGAUUAUGAGGAAGCGGUUUCCUUGGUUAUUUACUUCUGAAAUGACCGAGAAAUGGUAUUCAGAUGGCUUUGAUGCAGAAAUUGAAGUUGCAAAACCAGUGGUGCAGAUUGAGGGUGUCGAAAAUAGCUUCUCGAGAGCCAGCAGGCCGAAUGGGACAGAUCGACCGUGUUGGGAGGAUUUCAAUAAUCCAAUUUGAUAUUCAAAAUUUCGACACUCUAUCUGUGAUUAGUGAAGGUUGCUGAAUUAUAGAGCUGCCCGGAGGUAUUCCCUCAAUGCAGACCUUAUAUCC
This is a messenger RNA of Aspergillus wentii DTO 134E9, 1814 nucleotides long. RefSeq lists its product as uncharacterized. The record is from RefSeq and is a predicted model, not a curated record. Lineage: Eukaryota; Fungi; Ascomycota; Eurotiomycetes; Eurotiales; Aspergillaceae. The transcript is spliced from 3 exons. Bases 78 to 1721 code for a protein of 547 amino acids. Gene Ontology annotation, molecular function: catalytic activity.